Messenger RNA from Lontra canadensis (Northern American river otter), 9055 nucleotides. RefSeq names its product transforming acidic coiled-coil containing protein 2 (gene TACC2). Bases 153 to 8576 code for a protein of 2807 amino acids. Gene Ontology annotation, biological process: cerebral cortex development; mitotic spindle organization; cell population proliferation. The transcript has 21 exons. Lineage: Eukaryota; Metazoa; Chordata; Mammalia; Carnivora; Mustelidae. The record is from RefSeq and is a predicted model, not a curated record. Gene Ontology annotation, cellular component: cytoplasm.
CCUGGGGGAAGACAGACCACGGGCGGAGGGCAGUGCUGAGAAGUCCUCACAUCAGGAAGAGAAGGCCUGUUCUCAGCUCUCCUCUCCUCAUGCUCAGAGCACCCUGGUGGCUUCUGGUAAAAUCCUGAGGGACGCUGGCACCCUGAAUCGCCAUGGGCAACGAGACUAGCACCUCGGGAAGCCAGCAAGAGAACUCCAGCUUGCCUGAUGUCGUCCUGUGGCCUCCGAAGCCUGAGCCUGUGCAGAAAACUUCACCAGCUCAGAGUCCGGGGUCUGUGCAACCACCUGGUAGCGGUCAGAUCGUGAAAGGGGACCUGGAGAAGUCUGGAAGUGCCGGGCAUGGAGACUUGCACAGCGCUGGGCACCGAGACUCCUGCUCCGCUUCUGAGGGUACCGCCAGCCUGGACCCGUGCAUCGUGUCCCGGGAGGUGACCGAGCCAAGCAAAAGCCCCCAGGAGGCCAGGGGCCUGGAAGGUUCUCUGCCAGCCUGCCCACAAGUGCCCUGGGAGCAGGAGUGCCCUUCCACCUCCAUGCCCUUUGCUAAGGGCCCUCCGGACUCUUGCUUGGCGAGCCCAGUAGCAGAACCUGAAGACUGGCCCCUCUUUCAACACCCCAGGCGGGAACUUUCCCCAGAUGCCUGCGGGGAGGCCCCAACAGCAUCUGUCCCCGAGGGGGGCAGUUCUACUCAGUGCAGCGUGGGUGCUGUUGUCCCCAGUGCCGGGCACACGUUGUCUUCCUCUAGCCACACUGACCGGUCCCUGGGGGUUUCACCAGCACCUCGUCAAGAGCUGAUGAAGGGACAGCCUGGAGAAGAUAGCCACCCUGGUGAUUUCAAGUCCCAAGGGAAUGAGGCUGCAGGUGGCCAGCCCCUGGCAGAGGCCAGGCAGGGGGCAGCCUCUGUGCCACAGGCCCUGGAAGCCUCUGCUGCCACUCAGCCGGGCAAGGCAAGCUCACCUGGUCCAGAGGAGUCCCCCACAAAGCCCGAGACCCUGACUCUACCAGAGCCAGCCCCCAGAGCCUUGGACAGGGACAAAUGCCAAGGGGAGGUGCCACCUCGGGCUUUUGCUGAUGGCUCAGGAUUGCCUGGGGCCUGCCAUCCCAUGAGGAGCCCUGCAGGGGCUGCCCAGGAAGAUGACACAAAUUCCCGGGAAAGCUGCCAGCAGCAAAUGGGAGCACUUCUGGCACACGUCAAGCCACCCUGUAAUUCACCGAGCUGCACUCCGAUGCCUGGGGCCAGGGGCUCUGGGAAGGAGACCGGGGAGGCCUGCGAUGCUCGGGGUCACUGGCAGGCAGGGGGGCCAGGAGGUGAGCCCGGUGCAGCCAACCCUGCAGCGGCAGACAGCCAGCCCCGAGGGGCUUUGCUCACGAGCACGGAGCUUUCCCCACCUGCACCGAUGGAGGACAAACGUCCCGCUUCGGGCUCCGCUCCAUCACCAGCUGCUCAGGCCUCUGCUGCUGCAGAAGAAUCCAGCUGGUUGACCGGGGAGAUGGUUUCCGGGGCAGAGAUGCCAGUUCUUACAGAUCUGGCCAAAGAGUUAGCAGAUGCAGGGUUGGCAGGACGGGAAAAGCUCGAAUCUGAUCUCGGAAGUGAGGGAGAGGGUCUAGGAGGGAACUGUGGAGAGGGCGCUGCCCCUUUGCUCCAGGAGGACAGUGGAGAGGUCUCAGUGAGGGACCAAAAGGUCCAACAAGGGGUACUGCCCCCUGGCCCAACCAGUGUAUCAGAUGAAAAGGCCAGAAGCACACUAGGGUCAAAGGAUGAAGCCAUGGCCCCUGAAAGCCCAGCUGUGGCUGAGGAGGAGAGCAGACUACCCGGGGCCAACUCCAGGGGACAGGAAGAAGUCCCAGAGCCACUUGAUGGUAGAGAUCCUGAGAAGCCAUGGGAGGAGCAACCCGGGGCCUUAGGCUGCAAGCCCAGCCCAGAGGUGGAAAAAGAUGAGGUUUCAAAGCUAAGCCAUGAUGUGGACAGCAACGUGCAUCCCAGCACAGAUUCAGCACAGCCACCCAGGAGGGAGGGUCCCGGGCCCGCCAACAGGCCUGGCUCUCCACCCGAAGAUGCAGUGUGGAGCUCGGUGACCUGUGGGAUGGUGGGAGAAGCCCAUGUUGUCCAGGCCUCUGGCUCACUGCCCAAGCGCCCGGAGAAGGAGCUCGCCCUGCCCCCCGGGCCGGAUGGAACUGGUGAACACAUUCUUCCCAAAGAAGCUGUCUGGGAGGUGCUGGGAUUGCAGACCCAGUGUCCCGACCCCCUUCGGGAUGUGGGGGGAUUGGAAAGAAUGGACGCUCUUCCUGCUUUAGAAUCGGAGAAAUCAGACUUCCUGUCAACUUCUGCGACAGAGGUUAUCCCCAAAGCCCAGGAGGCGGAGAGCCCAUCUGACACAAAGAUGAGGAGCUGCCCAUCGGCGCGGAGGCCCAGCAGCUGUGCCGGGGAGGGCUUGCUGACACCCUCGGGCCAACCUUGUGGGCUGGGGCAUGAGGCAGCUGGUCAGGAAGUCCAUGCUGAUGGGCCACAUCCCCUCGAGGGGGAGAAUUUGGCAGUGGAUGGUGGGCUUACAAUGCUCAGCCAGGAGCGAGAUCAGCAGGGAAACCCGUCCUGCGACAGCUGGCCACAAGUAGCUGCUUCUGAGGGGCCCCCAGUAUCUUCUGAGAACCGUCUCCAGCCAUUGCAAUCAGAACCAGACGCAUCCGUAUCUGACAUGCUCAGGGAGAAGCCCCAGCAGUGUGAAAAUGAGAAAGAGACUUAUCCAGGCAGUCGAGGCUUUAAGAACCUGCACACAGAUGCUUCUCCAACCCUCCUCCCUAUGGGACCUCUGGAGGACGUGUGCUUGCCCACCCAUGGCAGAGAGGAACAAGUUUCCAGAUUGGAACUUCAAGAAGAGCUCCCCAAAGGCAGUCUAGCUGAUGCUCCUGGUUUGGCUCCCGGGGGCGUGGUUCCGGGGAGUCCGGCGGCGACAGAAGCACCAGAGCUGUCAGCAACAGUAGGACGGGCAUCAUCGGAGCCAGGGCAGGAUGAGCGGGAGGGAGCGUGCCGUGGCGGCCUGCCUUCCGGAGUCUUGCCCCCUGCAGCAGAUGCCUCCAAGGACUCUCUCGCAGGUCACCUGAGCAGAGAGGAGAGUCGCUGUGCGCAGCAGGGGCCCAGCAAGCCCCAGCAGGAACAGGCAGGUGUGUUGCAAGCCGGCGGCCGGCAUGAAGAAGCAUGUCUCAGGGAUGCAGAACUUUCUCAAGCCGAUGACGCUCAGCCCCCGCUCCAGGGGUUGGGUAAGACAGAGAAGGCAAGUGGGAACACAGAGGUGACCCCACCUUGUGGGCUUGACUCAGUCGCCCUCCUGGAUGCAGCUCAGGGCCCGCCAGCCCCGGUGCCCGCCAGCUUUAGAGUCACACCCAGCCAGGAUGCCCCAGACACAGAGGCGUGUGGGGAAACGCAGGGAGGCGGGCAGCAACCUGUGCCGGCCCCGCAGAAGGAAAUGGAGCUCCCCACCGCCUCAGAUGCAGAGGCCCCAACGCUCCUUGGAAGUUUCCCAGCGGCCAAGGAUCAAGGUGCGGACCGUGGGGCUGCCGAGACUGGUGGGAAUGUUGAGGGAGGGGACCUGGGGGUGCGGCAGGCUCUGGAGGGGCCUACGGAAGCUGCUCUGAGUGGAGGCUCCCUUUACACUGAGCAGCGUGCCUCCCCUGGGAAGGAAGAUUCUACCUUUGCCCCGCGUGAGCCAAGCCGAGCAGAGCCGCUCUCGGCCAGCUGCCAGGAUGCCUCACUGCCAGCCGGAGAACUGGGGGGGAUUCCCGGGAGCAAGGUGGAUAUUUCUGCAGCCCAGGCUGUCCCCAACCCAAAGAGACCCCUGCCCCCUGGGCCACCAGAAGAGGCCGCUCCAGACACUCCUUACCUGCACAUCGAUGGUGCUGCUGGGAAAGGGGCAGGCCCCCGUCCCAUAGAAGAGCCCCUGCCGGCCUUGGGACAAGCCACCCCCAUGAAGCUUUCUGCCGGCUUGCUUGCCCCUCCCUCACAACCAGGAGCGGCCAGUGCAGAGGUCUCUGUGGUGCAAGUGAGCAGUGGAAGCCCCAAAGCUGGAAACGUUGAAGGACCCGCGGCCUCCAUCCCCUACCUGGACAGGGUGCCCCUUCCAAUGGAGAGUAAGCAGAUGACAGGGGAGGAGGAGGAGGCAAGAGCCCCGGGGGCAGACACCCAGCCUGGCAGGAUGCCAGCACACCCCACCAGCAAGGAGAGCUUGGCAGGUGAGGCAGCAAGGGAGCCGGAGGGCAGUGGGGAGAGGAUGGUAGACCCUCCCGAGGAUCCACGGAGAGGUGCGUCAGGCGGUGUGGACGCAAGCUCCAAGCAGAUUGGCAAGAUCACGGGGUUCCCUGACUUCAGGGAGCACAUCACCAAGAUCUUUGAGAAGUCUGUGCUCAGAGCCCUGACCACCGAUCGGCCCCAGAGCGCAGCGGGAGAAAAGGCAGGAGCCGAGGGGAGCCUGAAGGGUGAGGACCUCACCGGGCCACGCCCAGAGAAGACUCCAGAUGGGGCUCAAGGAGUGGCCAUCGCCCCUCUCCUCGCUGUUCCUUCAGGACUCGGGGUGGACUCAAAGGAAAAGAAGCAAGAGUUGCCUACAGAGGCUAAGCUCCCCUGUCUGGUUCCCCAGGAUCCUGCUCUGGAAAGGCCGCUGGGCUCCGCAGAGACAGCCUCGGAGCCGAGCCUGCCAGGUGCCGGUGUGGGAAAGGAAAUGACCAGUGUCCCACCGAUGGUGCAGGACGGUGAGAAGCCAGAUGGGGCUGGGGAGGCCGGGCCGGGGCGAGCAGGCCAGGCCCCUUCCCAGCAGGCUGGGGGCCAGAGAGAACGAGCCUCAGGUCCUUCCCUGCCCACUGCCAUUCUGGAGACUCCCAUGGGAAAAGCUGCGGACUUCCAGGGGGAGCCCCCGAGCCACCGAGAAGGGGCCUCAGUUUCAGAAGACAGAAUUCCUCCUGGAAUAUACCCCCAGGACCAUCAACCCAGGGAGGAUGGUGCCUGGGGCUUUGCUCACACAGGGGGUCCGAGUGACGUGUCCACCUCUGUCCUGGGAGCAUCUUCUCCCCAUAGGGGGGUUUCAACUGUGGCCGAGGCUGCCUGUGCACCCGGGACCCCCGCCACCCCUGGGGGCGAGCAGAGGUGUGGAGGUGGUGCCCUGGGUGAGCCGGGUGCUCCCGAGCCAGAGGCUGUGGAAGUAGCAGCCACGCCCCUGGAGCCCGGCUUGGGGGCAGGAGCUGCUGGGGAAGCAGAGGGUGACGUCACUUCGAGCACAGCUGAGACCAGGGCACGUGUGGCUGGGGACCCGCCCGAGACAGGUACAACAAGGAUGUUCUCUGGUGCUGCUCACGGGGACGCAGGCUGCUCUGCUGGGGCCCCAGGCUUGGAGGAUGACGCCACUCUGCUGGGGGCCAGCCCGGCUGGGCUCCUGCAGGCUAAGGAGCAGCCCGGGCCCCAGCCCCCCACUCCUGUUGGGGGCGGGAAGGUGCACGUCUCUCCACCGCUGGAACCUGACAAGGCUCGGGACAUGAGACCCCAAACCCUGGCUCCGGGAGUGCUCCAGGCCGAAAGAAGCAGCCCCGGGCCUGGCCUAUCCACCUUACCUUCCAUUCCCGAGAAGGAAGCUCCAGAUGCCCCAGACGAGGUCAUCUCGGAUGCGGCCAGAAGCAUGGGAGGAGCAGAAAGGUCACAUGCAGCAGAUGAUGUCAUCCAUCCAGCUGCCCUUGAGGACCUGGAAAACCCACUGUUAGCUGCCUCUUCCCACCACGGUGAUGUCCUCAGCCAGGUCUCCAGGGAUCUGACGGCCCAGAGGAGUUCUGACUCUGAAGAAGCAUUUGAGACCCCCGAGUCAACGACUCCUGUCAAAGCUCCACCAGCCCCUCCCCCGCCGCCCCCCGAAGUCACUCCAGAACCUGAGGUCAGCGUGCAGCCCCCUCUGGAAGAACCAGGCUGCGGUUCCGAGCCGGCCUCUGUCCCUGAUGGCCCACGCAGCAGCUCGGUGGAAGGGAGCCCCUUCCGCCCCCCGUCACACUCCUUCUCUGCCGUCUUUGAUGAAGACAAGCCUAUAGCCAGCAGCGGGACUUACAACUUAGACUUUGACAGCAUCGAGCUGGUGGAUGACUUCCAGACCUUGGAGCCCCGCUGCACAGACUCUAAGAGUCAGGAAUGCAAAGUGAACACACGGAGGAAAUCCACCGAUUCUGUGCCCGUCUCCAAGUCCACGCUGUCCCGCUCUCUCAGCCUGCAAGCCAGUGACUUUGAUGGUGCUUCUUGCUCAGGCAACCCUGAGGCCGUGGCCCUGGCCCCAGAUGCAUAUAGCACGGGUUCAAGCAGUGCCUCCAGCACCCUUAAGCGAACUAAAAAGCCAAGGCCGCCUUCCUUAAAAAAGAAGCAGACCACGAAGAAACCCACCGAAACCCCCCCAGUGAAAGAGACACAACAGGAGCCAGUGGAGGAGAAUCCUGUCCCCAGUGAGGAGAAUCGAGCACUAGAGACGAAACCGGAAUUGGCCAAGACGGAGGGUUCUGUCCCAGCCCUCUUGGAGGAGACGCCCCUGGAACCCACUGCUGUGCCCAAGGCCGCCUGCCCUCUGGACCCCGAAGGUGCCGAAGGGGCCGUCCCCCCAUCUUCUGGAAGUGGCAGAGUGCAGAACUCACCUCCGGUUGGAAGGAAAACGUUGCCCCUUACCACGGCUCUGGAAGCAGUGGAGGUGACCCCAUCAGAUAGCGGGGGGCAGGAGGACUCCCCAGUCAAAGGGCUCUCGGUGAGGCUGGAGUUUGACUAUUCUGAGGACAAGGGUAAUUGGGAUACCCAACAGGAAAACCCUCCUCCUACCAAAAAGCUAGGCAAAAAGCCUGUUGCCAAAAUGCCCCUAAGGAGGCCAAAGAUGAAAAAAACACCCGAGAAACUCGACAACACUCCUGCCUCGCCUACCAGAUCCCCCGAUGAACCCAACGACAUCCCUAUCGCCAAAGGUACCUACACCUUUGAUAUUGACAAGUGGGAUGAUCCCAAUUUUAACCCUUUUUCUUCCACCUCAAAAAUGCAAGAAUCUCCCACACUGCCCCAGCAGUCCUACAACUUUGACCCAGAUGCCUGUGACGAAUCCAUUGACCCUUUUAAGACGUCCUCUAAAACCCCCAGCUCGCCUUCUAAAUCCCCAGCCUCCUUUGAGAUCCCAGCCAGUGCCAUCGAAGCCAAUGGAGCGGACGGGGAUGGGCUGAACAAGCCCGCCAAGAAGAAGAAGACCCCCUUAAAGACUGACACAUUUAGGGUGAAAAGGUCGCCAAAACGGUCUCCUCUCUCUGAUCCACCUUCUCAGGACCCCACGCCAGCGGCGACACCAGAAACGCCGGUCAUCUCCGCGGUGGUCCACGCCACCGAUGAGGAGAAGCUGGCGGUCACCAACCAGAAGUGGACGUGUGUGACUGUGGAUCUGGAGGCUGACAAGCAGGACUACCCACACCCCUCGGACCUGUCUACCUUCGUCAAUGACACCAAAUUCAGCUCGCCCACAGAGGAGUUGGAUUACAGAAACUCCUAUGAAAUUGAAUAUAUGGAGAAGAUUGGCUCCUCCUUACCUCAGGACGAUGAUGCCCCGAAGAAGCAGGCCCUGUACCUUAUGUUUGACACGUCUCAGGAGAGCCCGGUCAAGUCUCCCUCCGUCCGGACAUCGGAGUCCCCAACGCCAUGUUCAGGGUCAAGUUUUGAGGAAACCGAAGCCCUUGUAAACGCAGGGGCAAAGAUCCAGCAUCCUGUCCCACGAGGAAUGGCACCCAACCAAGAGCCACACUUGCAGGUGCCAGAGAAAUCCUCCCAGAAGGAGCUGGAGGCCAUGACCUUGGGCACUGCUUCAGACGCAAUUGAAAUUAGAGAAGCUGCUCACCCAACAGAUGUCUCCAUCUCCAAAACAGCCUUGUACUCCCGCAUCGGGACCAGUGAGGUGGAGAAGCCCGCAGGCCUUCUGUUCCAGCAGCCCGACCUGGACUCCGCACUCCGGAUUGCUCGAGCGGAGAUCAUAACCAAGGAGAGAGAAGUCUCAGAGUGGAAGGACAAAUACGAAGAAAGCAGGCGGGAAGUGAUGGAAAUGAGGAAAAUAGUGGCAGAGUAUGAGAAGACCAUCGCUCAGAUGAUAGAGGAUGAGCAGAGGGAGAAGUCCGUCUCCCACCAGACUGUCCAGCAGCUGGUCCUGGAGAAGGAGCAAGCUCUGUCCGACCUGAACUCCGUGGAGAAGUCUCUGGCCGAUCUCUUCAGGAGAUACGAGAAGAUGAAGGAGGUCCUUGAGGGUUUCCGCAAGAAUGAGGAGGUGCUGAAGAAGUGUGCCCAGGAGUACCUGUCCCGCGUGAAGAAGGAGGAACAGAGGUACCAGGCCCUGAAGGUGCACGCGGAGGAGAAGCUGGACAGGGCCAACGCCGAGAUCGCGCAGGUCCGAGGCAAGGCCCAGCAGGAGCAGGCUGCCUACCAGGCCAGUCUGCGGAAGGAGCAGCUUCGUGUGGACGCGUUGGAGAGGACGCUGGAGCAGAAGAAUAAAGAGAUAGAGGAACUCACCAAGAUUUGUGAUGAACUGAUUGCCAAAAUGGGGAAAAGCUAACUUUGAACCAAAUGUUUGGACUUGACCCUUGCGUGCAAUAUGACCGUCGGCUCCCUGCUGUCCCUCCUGUUACGUCGGACAGGCUCUGUCUUCACUUUUUCGUAUGCACUACUGUACUUCCUUUCUAAAUAACGUUGAUUUGAUUGUAUGCAGUACUAAGGAGACUAUCAGAAUUUCUUGCUAUUGGUUUGCAUUUUCUUAGUAUAAAUUCAUAGCAAGUUGACCUCAGAGUUCCUGUAUCAGGGAGAUUGUCUGAUUCUCUAAUAAAAGACAAGUCGCUGACCUUGGCCUUGCCCUUUGUACAUGAGUUCCCAGGGUGAGCGUCUUUUGGAUUUAAUAUGAACAUGUACAGCUUGCACAGGGACUCUUGCCUUAAGGAGUGUAAACUUGAUCUGCAUUUGCUGAUUUGUUUUAAAAAAAAUGCAUGUUUCGAAUAAAAUUCUCUAUUGUAAAUAAAUUUUUUUUUCCUUUGGAUCUUG